CAACAAAAAACUGUUUCCAUUGGUCCAUUCGUAUUUUGAAAAAUUAUUAUGUCGUUAGUAUUUUAGAAUGCCAUUAGAAUACUUUAACUUUUCACUUUAGUGCCGUCAUUGUUUUUUGUUGCUUACCAGCUUUUACACUCUAAAUGCAUUAUUAAUUUAUUUCAUCGUCUGAAAAAUCUACUUUGUUGUACGUUUUGCAUUUUCUACUUGUUUUGAACUAAUUGUGUCCUCCGUCGACUGUUUUUAUUGUAUUUCUAGUGACCAUAUUCAAUUCUUUCGUUUGUGUAAUGAAAUACGCAUAAUAUACAGAAAGUUGAAGCAUAGAAAAUGAGUUCUAAAAAGAAAACCACUUUGGAAAUACAAUUAAAACAUGAAGAUGUAUUUUGUAUUGCAUGCAGAUGCAUCUAUAUACAACCAGUAACAAUGCCAUGUAAGCACACACUUUGCUUGGAGUGUUUCAAGAAUAUGGUAAACAUAACAGCCUAUCAGUGUCCAUUAUGUCGUAAACGUAUUAGUAAUUGGCUUCGUAAGUAUAAACAUGAUUGGAACUCAAUGGUUAAUGAAAGCUUAUGGGAAGCUGUGCAACAACAGUAUUCAAUAGAAGUACAGAAAAAGUUAAAUGGUGAAGAAGAUGGACUUGAUAAAAUUAUUUCUUGUCAAGGCUUCACCCGUGUUUUUAACCAUGGAGAAGUAAAACAAGAAUUCGACAGUUUUUUGUUGAAGUUUGAUCAAGAACAACAGGAAGUAGAACUACAGAGUUUGAAUGUUGCUACAGAAUUACAAAAAAAAGAAGAAGAAGCACAACAGACUCUAACAAUGUUGAAUAAUGAAUUAACGCAAAAUGAUGAAAGACUUGCAGUGUCUAUUCAAAAAAAGUUUGAGGAAGAAUUUCAACAACAAUAUCAUUUAAAUUAUGAAUCAGAUUUGCUCAUGGCUCAACAAUUACAAAAUCAGAUAUUGCCUAAAAUUUCUUCUAAACAAAUCCCAUCAAAAAAAGGGCCUCUAGAUAAAAUGUUAAUUAGAAUGGGUGUCCAGGUACAAUGCGAUAACAUAGAAAAUAAUAAUUUGACUAAUAAUCUUCAAUCUUCAACAACUUCAUUUGCAUCUCUUGAUGAUGUAUCUUUAAGUACAUCAACUUCAUUAUCGACUACAGAUACAUCUUCAGGUAUUUGUUCAGAUUUAUCUGUAACGUCUACUAUUAGUUCAUCUGAAAUAUUUAACAAAGAAAAUUCAGAUACUUGUACUUGUGGACGUUUACAAGAUAAUUUUAAUAGUAGCAUACCACCAUGUAAAUUCUGUACUGCUCAAAUAAUAUUCUUAGAUAAUUUGACUAACCAAAAAAAUGACUUUCUAAUGGCCAAAGAAUUAGAGAAAAAAUUGAAUUCUGAAAAUUUUGAUGAGUAUAAUUUAAGAAAAAGACCAAGCUCAACUCUAUCUAGUGGAUGCAAAAAAAUCAGGAAAUUGUCUAAAGGACAAAGGACAUUACAGCAACUCUUACAAGAAAAUGGUAGAAAGAAAUGAUUAUAUCCAUAUUUAACAUAUUUUUUCUACCAUAUAUAAAUUUUAUCUAUUUUUUUAAUCUAUAAUUUUCUGAUUGAAUUUAUGAAGAAUAUCUUAAAACAUUAAUU
Molecule: messenger RNA, 1628 nt
Organism: Sipha flava (yellow sugarcane aphid)
Lineage: Eukaryota; Metazoa; Arthropoda; Insecta; Hemiptera; Aphididae
Product: E3 ubiquitin-protein ligase rnf168-like
Exons: 9
Coding region: 328-1521 (397 amino acids)
Biological process (GO): double-strand break repair
Cellular component (GO): site of double-strand break; nucleus
Molecular function (GO): ubiquitin-protein transferase activity; nucleosome binding
Source: RefSeq, a predicted model, not a curated record